This is a messenger RNA of Betta splendens (Siamese fighting fish), 2366 nucleotides long. It is a transcript of the gene tex264a, whose product is annotated as testis expressed 264, ER-phagy receptor a. Gene Ontology annotation, cellular component: endoplasmic reticulum membrane; replication fork; autophagosome membrane. The coding region runs from base 222 to 1475 and encodes 417 amino acids. The record is from RefSeq and is a predicted model, not a curated record. Gene Ontology annotation, biological process: reticulophagy; protein-DNA covalent cross-linking repair. The transcript is spliced from 6 exons. Lineage: Eukaryota; Metazoa; Chordata; Actinopteri; Anabantiformes; Osphronemidae.
CCCACUGUUUGGGGAAAUACCAUAAACAAGCUACUGGACCUUUUCUGUCAGCUGGAGCGAGUCCUUCUCUCCCGUGACGGGUUGUUGCGACAGCGACAGGAACAUUUGACGCUCUCCCUCGAGCAAGCACCGCGUCGUGCUGUCGUCCGAAGCCGCCCGGAGCCGACGUUCGCCAGGCGGGUUCUCCGAGUUCUGCUGCAGCUGGACCGCGUCGAGGAGCCAUGUCUGAUUUGAUACUGGUGCUGCUGAUCGUCGCGCUGCUGCUGUGUCUGGUUGUGACUGUCGGCGGCUUCCUGAUGUACUCGGGGCUCCUGUCGGACGUGGUCAUAAAGACGGGGCCACCUCCGAUCAGGAACGUGACCAUCGCCUAUAAGUUCAAGGAGGGAGUGUACAAGGAGUGCGGUGCAGCGUACACGGAGAGCUGCAGCAUCGGGCCACAGCUCAGCGCCAUCGGCGUCUUCUACGAUGACCCCAAACAGCGGCCGCCGGAGAAGUGCCGCUACGCGGUGGGCAGCGUCCUGUCGGAGGGCGACGACAAGCCCGACGAGGAGCUGCAGAGGCUGUACGAGAAGUUUGGCUUCAAGGUGUUUGCCCUGCCUCAAGUGAGCCACGCCGUCACCACCAGCUUCCCCUGCAACACCACGCUGUCCUACGUGCUGGGACCCUACAGGGUCUACCCCAGACUCGCCUCCUACAUUGAGCACCUCAGCCUGAUAUGUGGGCCUUCUAUUCAAAACAGAGAUGCACCGGUCUCAUCUGCCCGUGGGUUCUGCAGGAGAGCACAUUUCAAUCACGGCGGCUUCCAGACCCAGACGCAGGUUAAGUGGAGGCGUGUUGACUCCAUGACCGACUGCAGGGAAGUGGAUAGCGGCCAAUCAGACAGGAGAAGAGACAAGGGAACUGAGAAUCAAAACAUUCAAGCAGGAGAGAGGAAGCUGUACGCGUUCCCCUCGGUGGAGAUCUACAGAUCGGACUCCAUCCACUACAUGGUUCCGCUGUCUCACCAGAUGGACUUCUUCGUUCCCGAAAUGAAGGAGGAGGUGAAGACGGACGUGAAAGAAGAGGAGUCUGACGAGGACAGAGGAACCGAUAUCACAGGUGCCGAUUCCCACAGUGACGUCAGCUCGGUGAGCGGCGGCGUGCCCUGGGACAGCAGAGAGACGUCGCUGGCUGCCUCCACCGCCGCCUCGCUGGCCUCCUCGCUGCCCCUGAGGGACGUGGCGGACGCCGGCGGAGACGUCAAGCACAGGGACUACAGCGACAGGGGCUCCGACGAGUCCAUGGGCAGCGGCUCGUCCUUUGAAGAGCUCGACAUGGAUCAGGAGGAGCGGGAGGAGGGCGAGGAGCGGGAGGAGAAGGAAGACGUGGAGGAGGAGAAGCCCCCCGAGGGCGAGGUUGGAGCUCGGGAGGCAGUUGAACUGAUGGCUGAGAAGAAGGAGCCCUCGGGGGACGGAGAGGGGGAGGGCGGAUACUGAAGAGAUGAGGAACGAGGCCACGUACCACCGGCUUUGCUAGAGAGUUUCUCAGUUGUUGCUGUUGCUGGUUAUCUGUCAUGUAAUGUUGUUGGGGAUUUAAAGCAGUUCAUGUCAUCUUAUUUACGCCUGUCAUUUAGAGAUUCUUUUUUUAAUUUCCUUUUAAUAAAUUCCUGAUCCUGUAUUUACACUCUGUCAGGACAGAGCAGCAGACAGCCCCUUGGAGUCGAGUCUCUCCCAGUAUAAACACAGGCUCCCCUGCUCAUGGUGGGCUUCAAACCAAAGUCAAGAUGUGAUUAAGUCUACAUUUCAUUUCAAACAUUAAUCUUGUUUCAAUCAUCCUCAUUUCACUUCUCAUUAGAAGUGACUCCACAGUUUAAGAUUAGCAUCAAAGCCAAGACGCUGACCCCCGUGUUCUGGAUCCUGGACCGCCCCAUGUGUGACAGUUGAUGUCGUCCACUUCUUUCAAGGUCGCGUCCCCAGAAGGUUUAUGUCAUGUGUUUGUGUGCAGUACCUGACUUUGUUGUUGUGAUGUAUAGUAAUGAUCAGAUGAAGGGUGCAGGAGCCGAUGGCGUAGAACCUUUAAUGGACCUUUGAUGGUUUCAUUAUGAAAUUGUUUUCUUUUCUGAUUUAAAUGAUCGGUGCCAUAGAAGAAGGACAGCGGUAAGAAGAAGUGAAGCUCAUCUCUGCAGGACUAAAACACAUUGAACAUGUUCCCGUCUAUGGUUUGUUGAACCAUUCACCUGUUUUCAUUCGUAGCUUAAAUUCACUUCCAGAGACUAGUUGUGCGAAAUCCUUAGGUUAAAACUGCUGGCGACACAUUGGAAAUAAUGUACAGAGCGUUGCCAUGGUUACGUCUAUGUGUAAUAAAAUUUUUAAAUGAGACGUUCAAAA